AUGUUGAGGCGAUACCCGAUCUCACUGAGGUCUCUGGACCAGCAGAAAGGUGUUUUCGUUCUAGCCGUCCUCAUCGUCAUCGUCCUCAUGAACACGCUUCUCCCGCUCCGGUUCGGAUUGAACGCUCGCGAUAAGCGGCUGCACAGCGAAGACCGGCCGCGAUACCUUCAUCACUCAACAUUUCGAGCAGAAUCUGACUAUCGCUACGAGACCAAGCUGUCGAAAGUGCUGCGCGAACUGGAGAUAGAGGGCCAGGUGGCGUUAGUCCCUCGAGAGUCAUAUUUGCCGAUGGUUAUAGACCUGCCUGUUGGGGAGGGCCAGCAAAGGCAAAUCGAAAUUGAAAAUCAGAAGACAAGUAAGACAAUAGCACACUAA
Messenger RNA from Penicillium canariense, 375 nucleotides. RefSeq lists its product as uncharacterized. The record is from RefSeq and is a predicted model, not a curated record. Lineage: Eukaryota; Fungi; Ascomycota; Eurotiomycetes; Eurotiales; Aspergillaceae. The coding region runs from base 1 to 375 and encodes 124 amino acids. The transcript has a single exon.